Molecule: messenger RNA, 901 nt
Organism: Scleropages formosus (Asian bonytongue)
Lineage: Eukaryota; Metazoa; Chordata; Actinopteri; Osteoglossiformes; Osteoglossidae
Exons: 4
Coding region: 103-729 (208 amino acids)
Biological process (GO): T cell receptor signaling pathway; regulation of T cell proliferation
Cellular component (GO): external side of plasma membrane
Source: RefSeq, a predicted model, not a curated record
CAAAAGUGGAAGAUAAAUCACAUUCAGGCUUUUCCUAUGACACGGUCACAUCCGUCCUGGCAAUUUAGAAGAAGACACUCGGUCAAUUAGAGUCAGUCUGAAAUGGCAUCUACACUUGCCGCUGUGCUCUUUCUUCCCCUCAUCCUGGCCAUUGACAACGAGUUUCAGGUGAAGCAGUCUAGAAGGAUUGGGAUCAGCCCCAACGGCUCGGUUACAAUUGUAUGUGAAUGCAGCAAGAAUGACACCAAAGACUGGAAGCUGGAGAUGAAGCUGGAGAAGGAAAGCGACAGUGAAUGGUUCUGCAUGGCUUCAGAGCACGGGACCUCAAAAGAAAACUGUAUUGUGAAGCAGAAGGACUGGAAAAGGGUAGAAUUCACCCUCACCAAUUUGGAAUCAGACCACUUUGACAUUUACAUUUGUAAGUUCACCAGGGAGAAGCCAGUUCCCAUCGUUGAAAAGCAAGGGACAGGAACCAUAGUGUACCCAGGGUCUCACUGUACAGAAUCCAGCCUGCUGACAUGGAUUCUGAUUGGAGUGGCAGCAUUAUUCUGUGUCUGCAGCUUGUCUCUCACCUGUGCCUACAUAAUGUUGAAGAGGGAGAUGGGAGACCCAGAUGGCAAUGCAGAGUAUGUGGACAUGCGCAAAGUGCGGCCGGUUGGUAGAGGCUCUUCAAGAGACGUGAACUACAAUUCCCACCAAGUUCAUGGCUCCUUCUUCGUGGGUCAGUGAAGACAGACCCCAGCAGAGUACAUUCUAGUAGCACGCUGAGGGCCAGAGGCCAGGGGUCAUUCCUGCUCUCUCCUAUGACAGGAGGAGUGUGUUGUUUCUCCGAAGCGCACUGAAAACACAAAGUUAGGUUUACUUAAGAGUCACAUGUCUGCAUCCAUGUCCCUUUCUCUUA